Malus domestica (apple) is the source of this 678-nucleotide messenger RNA. NCBI's taxonomy places the organism in Eukaryota, Viridiplantae, Streptophyta, Magnoliopsida, Rosales, Rosaceae. The record is from RefSeq and is a predicted model, not a curated record.
AUGGAUAUGGGACUAAAGUUUAAUUUCUUUGCAUAUUGCGGUUUUAAAGGUGUCAAUCCAAGCUCCAUGAAUCUCAAUACCAUUGAGCCACUGACUGGAAUGAAUUAUAAGAAGUGGAAGCAAGACCUUGAGAUUGUUCUUGGGGUGAUGGAUAUGGAUUUGGCACUAAGGAGUGAUGAACCACUGCUGCCCGAUGAAGGAUGCACAUCAAGUCAAAGGUCUAAGCAUGAGAAAUGGCAGAAAGCAAACAGAAUCUCUCUCAUGAUUAUCAGAAGGACCAUGACUGAUGUUGUGCGCGGGGGUUUCCCAGAAACAUCCAAAGCCAAGGAUCUUAUGAAAUCCAUUGAAGAAAAAUACAAGGAGUCCGAGAAGACCGAGACAGGUAACAUGAUGAAUUCUCUCACCACUAUUAGAUAUGAUGGAGUUGAAAGUGUUCGGGAAUAUAUUCUCAAAGUGGUGGACAUUGCUGGAAAAUUGAAGAUGCUUGAGGUACCAAUUUCUGAGACCUUUUUGGUUCAUGUAGUUAUGAAUUCUCUACCUGAAAGUUACACUCAGUUAAAAGUCUCAUAUAAUGCACUGCAAGCUAAGUGGGACAUCAAUGAAUUGAUUUCCAUAUGUGUGGGUGAGGAAGUCAGAAUUAAGAAAGAAAGGGCUGAGAAAGAAAGGCUGAAUCAGUGA